CACUGAUAGGUGGCACUGAUUGGCAUUGAUAGGUGGCACUGACUGGCACUGAUGGGUGACUCUGAAAGGCAGCUCAGAUGGGCACUGAUAUGUGGCAUUGAUGUGCAUUGGUAGGCACUGAUAUGUGGCAUUGAUGUGGCACUGGCAGGUGGCAUGGAUGAACAUUGACAGCUGGCACUGAUGGACACUGACAGGUGGCACUGCUGGGGCUACACUGAUCAUCAGGGCACACUGAUCAUCAGUGCCCUGAUGAUCACUGUCAGCGUGACAGCUCGUGAGGAGAGAAAUGCUGAUAACUGGCAUUUCCCUGUUUGCAUGCGAUCAGCUGUG
Molecule: messenger RNA, 330 nt
Organism: Staurois parvus
Lineage: Eukaryota; Metazoa; Chordata; Amphibia; Anura; Ranidae
Source: the annotation of a GenBank genome assembly